Osmia lignaria (orchard mason bee) is the source of this 1020-nucleotide messenger RNA. Its product is annotated as putative phosphatase phospho2. Gene Ontology annotation, molecular function: phosphatase activity. Lineage: Eukaryota; Metazoa; Arthropoda; Insecta; Hymenoptera; Megachilidae. The record is from RefSeq and is a predicted model, not a curated record.
AAUAUAAGCAUAGAAAAUAAUGGUAAUACAAUUAUGUAUUAAUAUAGUAAUUUAUUUGUGGAUAAACAAAUAAGUAUGUAUAUAUAUGCUCUAAUUUAUCAUGGCAUCUAGCGUACUUAACCUGCAAGUGACAGUCAUCGGACACCUGUCCAACGGUUCGGUUGUAUACGUUUCUUCUUUCAUAUUUCAAAUUAACAAAAUUGUAGUUUUAUGUAUGCUUGAAAUUUAAUUAGCAAUGCAUCGGUCCGUACUUGUCGCAUUCGACUUUGAUCAUACGAUCGCCAAUGAUAAUACUGAUGUCGUGGCUCGAAAGCUGUUACCCAAGGAAAAAUUACCAGACAGCGUUAAGGAUUUAUAUCGUUCUAGCGGUUGGAUCCCAUACAUGGGGAAGAUAUUUGAAUUGCUACAUAGCAAUUCUAUUGAUGUAAAACAAAUUAAAAAUGCUGUCGUUAAUAUACCUCCAGUGCCGGGUAUUGAUAAACUUUUAAGAGAACUACAUUCUCGUGGUUGUGAAAUUAUUAUUAUUAGCGAUUCAAAUACAUUAUUUAUUAGCGAGUGGUUGCAAAGUAAAAAUUUAAAUCAUGUUAUCACUGAAACAUUUACAAAUCCCGCGAAAAUCGGUGACGACGGUAUGAUAAGGGUAGAUAUGUAUCAUAUUCAAAAUUCUUGUAAAUUAAGCACCGUCAAUUUAUGUAAAGGAGAAAUUUUAGAAAGUUAUAUUAAAAAAAGGAACGACGAAGGAAUACAUUUUGAUAGAGUGGUGUAUGUUGGUGAUGGAAAAAAUGAUUUAUGUCCGAUUUUACGACUUUCUGAACGCGAUUUAGCAUUUCCACGGAAAGAUUAUAUGCUAGUAAAGAUAUUAAAUGAUAGUAAAAAUUAUGAAGUGCCGAAAAUACAAGCUGCUGUUUUCCCAUGGAAUGAUGGUAUUCAAAUCUUAAACAAAUUAGAAGAAGAAAUUGGUCUUUCUCAAUCUUCUAUGUAAUUUUAAUAAAUAAUAAAUUACCUACUACAGAGGAAUAA